AUGCAAAAUUCAGGAUCACCGUCUUCAGGUGGCUUUGGUGGCAACGGUGGACAAGAGUACGUGGUUUUUGAUAGAUCUACCGACGGUUUUUCCAAAGGUACCUUAGACAGAUCUACUGCUGCGAAAUUAAAAUUAGAGCACUUCUAUAAGGUUACACGUAAUGAACUUGAAAAAAAACUUGAAAAGGAAGACAUUUCAGAUGAACGAAAGAACAGACAACUUCAAUCGCUUGGACGAAAGGAAUCUUCUUUCUUGAGACUUCGAAGGACUAGAUUAGGACUGGAAGAUUUCGUUACUGUCAAAGUAAUCGGUAAGGGUGCAUUUGGUGAGGUUCGAUUGGUUCAAAAAGCAGAUACAGGUAAAAUAUAUGCGAUGAAAACGUUAAGAAAAGCAGACAUGUUUAAAAAAGAUCAGUUAGCGCAUGUUAAAGCUGAACGCGAUGUUCUUGCUGAAUCUGAUUCUCCAUGGGUGGUGCAAUUAUUUUAUUCAUUUCAAGAUGCGUCAUAUCUCUAUCUCAUUAUGGAAUUCUUACCUGGCGGCGAUUUGAUGACAAUGUUGAUCAAAUAUGAUACCUUCUCAGAGGAUGUAACGAGAUUUUAUAUCGCAGAAUAUAUAAAACCAGAUAACAUUUUGAUUGAUAAAGAUGGUCAUAUCAAAUUAUCCGAUUUUGGUCUAUCUACUGGUUUUCACCGAACACACGAUUCUGCAUAUUACCAAAGACUUUUGGAUGGAAGUCUUAAUAGUUCAUCCGGUCAUAGGCAAUUAGGCAGUGAGGCUAAUAUCAAUUUAACAUUAUCUAGUAAAGAUAGGAUCGCCACAUGGAAGAAAAAUCGAAGAGCUUUGGCUUAUUCCACAGUCGGUACACCAGAUUAUAUUGCACCCGAAAUUUUCUUACAACAAGGUUAUGGUCAAGAAUGUGAUUGGUGGUCACUUGGUGCCAUCAUGUUUGAAUGUCUCGUAGGCUAUCCACCAUUUUGUAGCGAAAAUGCUCAUGAAACUUAUCGUAAAAUUAUCAACUGGCGGGAUCAACUGUAUUUCCCUGAUGAUGUUCAUUUGA
This is a messenger RNA of Funneliformis caledonium, 1057 nucleotides long. The record is from the annotation of a GenBank genome assembly. NCBI's taxonomy places the organism in Eukaryota, Fungi, Glomeromycota, Glomeromycetes, Glomerales, Glomeraceae.